Molecule: messenger RNA, 576 nt
Organism: Rhizopus microsporus ATCC 52813
Lineage: Eukaryota; Fungi; Mucoromycota; Mucoromycetes; Mucorales; Rhizopodaceae
Product: protein-tyrosine phosphatase
Exons: 4
Coding region: 1-576 (191 amino acids)
Molecular function (GO): phosphatase activity
Source: RefSeq, a predicted model, not a curated record
AUGGGAACGAAUGCACUCAGUUUCCUAUGCCCACCUGAACAAUUUGGUAUUGUCGAGCCAGGCAUUUACCGGUCAGACAUGAUUCAACAAGCCAAUUUUACCUUUUUGAAACAGUUUGGUUUCAAAACACUAGUGAUGCUCAGUCCUGAGCUUCCGAAUAGAGUAACAACUAAUUUCAUUGAAGAAGGAAACAUUCAACUGGUCCACGUUGGUAUGGCCACGUGGAAGCCAACACAGCCUUCAACAUGGCGACCUGUUUCUGAAGAGUUGAUCAAGGAAGGACUCGAACUCAUUCUGAAUGCUGAAACUCACCCUAUUUUGAUCAUGUGCACAUCAGGUAUUCAUGAAACUGGUACCUUGGUGGGUUGCUUAAGAAAGCUGGAAGGAUGGAACUUUAGUUCGAUUGUGACCGAAUAUCGAGCUUAUGCAGGAUCCAAAGCGAGAUAUGUGAAUGAGCAAUUUAUAGAACUAUUUGAUCUUGAUUUGGUCACACUACCUUUACAUUUGCCCUCAUGGUUCAUUCAUCAACAAAAGAUGCUGGCUGAGGAAGAACAAGAGCUACGAAAAGAGGCUUGA